GAAAAAUUCUCCCCGUUUGAAAAUUGGUGAGAAAUGGACGGAUCCGCGGAUUCCCGUCCGAAGGUAACGUGGGCUGCGGAGGGCGCGGGCGCCACCAGCAACGCGGGCGACCUUCUCGCCGCCCUCAACCAGCAGGUCGACCCUGGAGAGGACCCCAGGAACAUCGUCAGCGAGGAGGGACAGCGCCGGAAACUGGCUAAUGACUUGCAGGUGUACGAGCGUCAGGUGGAGGUGAUGAAAGCGAUGGUGGGCAACCUGGGCGAGGUCGCGAGCGGCAAAGAGGCGGCCCUGAGCAACCUGAGGGCAGGCGUGCGCGCGUUGAAGGACGCCGGCACCGCCCUGGACGGGCUGGCGUCGCAGCUGCGGCGCCAGCGGCACCUGAGCAGCGAGGAGGAGCUGGCGCCGCUGCGCCGACAGCUCGAGGACGACGCCUACAACGUCGAGCGGCUGCGGCAACUCGUCGCCUCGUGCAAGAGCGACGUCGACGGCACCACCAGCGCCAUCGCCGCGCUCAAGGAACGCACGGCCGACGAACUAAACGCACUCAGGAUGAAUUACGUCGGGGAGGUGGAGAAGGGGGAGCUGCGCUUGAAGGAGGCGCGCCGUGCGCACGAGCAGGCGCGUUUGGAGAAGGAGCGGUGGAAGGAGCGCCGGCGCGAGCAGGUGCGUCGUCUCGAGGACGUCAACGACGAGGUUGAGGCCCUGAAGCGUGAUUUUCAAAAACUAGCCGACGAGCGUGCCCGAAUUCACCGGGAGCAACAGCAGCUCGAGGCCGACGACCUCAAACUGCGCAGGGCGUACAACUUUGACGCUUUAGAACAGCGCUGCCAACAGAACAAACGCGACGCCGCCCAGUACGCUGAACAGCAUGCCGCCAUUCAGGUCAGUCUUUUAAGAAGACCGGUUUUUACGAAGUUACUGAGAACACCAAUCGAUUCCUGA
Cloeon dipterum is the source of this 942-nucleotide messenger RNA. RefSeq names its product myosin-14-like. Lineage: Eukaryota; Metazoa; Arthropoda; Insecta; Ephemeroptera; Baetidae. The coding region runs from base 34 to 942 and encodes 302 amino acids. The record is from RefSeq and is a predicted model, not a curated record. The transcript is spliced from 3 exons.